Messenger RNA from Vollenhovia emeryi, 6207 nucleotides. RefSeq names its product ATP-binding cassette sub-family G member 4. Gene Ontology annotation, cellular component: plasma membrane. The transcript has 2 exons. The record is from RefSeq and is a predicted model, not a curated record. Bases 943 to 2742 code for a protein of 599 amino acids. NCBI's taxonomy places the organism in Eukaryota, Metazoa, Arthropoda, Insecta, Hymenoptera, Formicidae. Gene Ontology annotation, molecular function: ABC-type transporter activity; ATP binding; ATP hydrolysis activity.
CAGUCUGUCGAGGAACGGAUGUAACGUAAAGUGCAGAGGCCACUUCGUCGCUGCGAGACACAUUGCAUCGUGCGUUCUGACAGAUCACUCGCUCCGUUUCAUAAGUAUGCGAAGCGAUUUUCACUCGUCACUCCACAACCAUGUCCUAUUAUUGUAAUCAAUCUCUACUUACAAUUAGUAUAUAUUGCUAGUCAGUUAUCCAAGUGUUUAACCGGAUACCAAGAACUUUUUCAACAUUUUCCUCAGCGUUCAAGGAGCCCGCGAUAAGACGUAUCGGAAAGAAGACAUCAAUAAAAACCGCCUUUUUGCACAGUGAACGAGGGACGCAGAGGUUCUCGUAAGAUUAAUUGGAGCAGAGAUCCGAUUGGCGCAAAUAAUCUCUGUAGCGGAAGCUGUUGAAGAAAUAUUACGCACGAGAAUGAGAAGCCUCUGUUUUGAAUAAAAGUGCUGCUCGCGAACACGAAUGAUGUAAAAGAUCAUAACGCAAUCCGAGUGCAGGAUAGAAAAAGUGCAAUCGCAUUGCAUACACUAUUAGAAAUUACACACACGACUCGAACUGUUGUAAAUAUCGUGAAACACUUGGCGUUUAAAAAGCGUAAAAGUUCAUAGGAAAUGACGAUGCACGAGUUGAACUCUCGUAUGCACAAACAUAUUGAGCCAGUGAUUAUGAAUAAGAGAUAGAGAUACUCGUGAAUCAGGCUCGGUAUUAGCCGCGUCUAAUGUUUCUUUCAACAUGCGAUUGUAACAAUGAAUAACCGCGGGCGUAUCUUAGCGCAAUGCAAUGUACAUUAGACACACAUAAUUCGCCCCACCUACGGCAACCGACAAAUUUUUUGUAGUGUUUCCGAUAAGCCGAUAAACUUGGGUGAAGUGAUGCAAGAGAAGUGCGGCGAGAAAUAGUAAGGAAAAUACUCUCAGUAGGUCAAUAAAAUCCAGUAAGUCAUGUCGACGAGAAGACGUACAACAAACGCGCUGUGUACGACGCGGGUCCGGAUGGUCGACAUUGAAUUCAAGGAUCUGUCGUACGACGUUCAGGUUGGAUAUUGCGGAACCACGAAGCAGAUUUUGAAGAAUUUGAACGGAAUCUUCAAGGCCGCGGAGCUGACGGCUAUUAUGGGACCGUCCGGUGCCGGGAAGUCGACGUUGUUGAACAUUCUGACCGGAUUCCAACAGGGACUAGUGACGGGCACGCUCGAGUACGUCAGUAGCGAGGGUAGGCAGAGCUAUGGCCAGUACAAGAAGCAAUCGCGCUACAUCCAACAGACGGACAGCCUGUACGGUCUGUUCACCGUUCAGGAGAGCAUGAUGAUGGUGACCUAUUUAAAGCUGGAGAACAGUGCAACGAAGGUAUUCAGGCAGAUACUGAUCGAUAACAUCCUGGACACGUUGAAGCUAUCGUUGGUGAAGGAGACGAGGGUCGACCGGCUCAGCGGAGGGCAGAGAAAGAGGUUGAGCAUCGCCCUGGAACUGGUUGACAAUCCGUCGAUAAUGUUCCUGGACGAACCGACCACCGGCCUGGAUUCAUUGGCGUCCCUGCAGUGCAUCUCCGCGUUGCAGACUCUGGCAAAGAACGGUCGAACGGUGAUCUGCACCAUCCAUCAGCCCAGCGCCGCGAUCUACCAACUGUUCGAUCAUAUUUAUCUGGUGGUCGAGGGCCAGUGCUUGUACGCCGGCACACCCGACAACACGGUGAGCUAUUUCAGCCAGCAAGGUUUUCGGUGUCCCAAGUACCACAAUCCCGCGGACUACAUGCUGGAGGUGGUUAACCGGGAAUACGGCGAUUACAACGAUCAGUUGGCCGCGGCAGCCAAUGAGUAUUGCCAAAGAGAGGAGACACCCCAGAAGGCGCACGUCAUGCGAGAAGCGACGUUCUUCGAGAAAGUGAGACUGAUGGACUCGCCUACGGAAUUUAUGAAAUUGAAGGUGCUGCUAUACCGUUGCGCCAUGAUAAUAUACCGAGAUUGGUCGGUCAGUCACAUCAAAGUGAUCUUGCAUUUCCUCGUGGCUAUUUUGUUGGGCUUGCUGUACGAGCACGCCGGUCACGAUGCCAGCAAAACUAUCAGCAACAUAAGUAUGUUCGUGGUGACCAUGGUAUACUUCGUUUACACCAGUAUGAUCCCGGCCGUAUUGAAAUUCCCUUUGGAGCUGGCUAUACUGAAGAAAGAGCGCUUCAACAACUGGUACCAGCUGAGAACUUACUACGCGGCCACGCUGGCGAUCAGUAUACUGUUGAACAUAUGUUACACUUUUAUUUACUCGUCCAUCGUCUACGUGCUAACCGGUCAGCCCAUGGAAUUGUCCCGGUUCCUCAUGUUUCUACUCAUCACGAUCCUGACGGCCUUCAUUUCGGAAAGCGUAGGCUUGGGUCUAGGGGCAAUUUUCGAUCCCGUUAACGGUACCUUCUUUGGGGCUAUUACCACGUGUGCGAUGGUGGUGCUAAGUGGUUUCUUGGUAUUCUUCAAUCACAUGCCGGAGUUCCUUUACUACGUUAGCUACUUGAAUUACUGCAGAUUCAUCUUCGAAGGCUUCGUACAGGCGAUAUAUGGCUUUCAACGAGAGACAAUAAACUGCCCGAAUCACGUCGUGUAUUGUCACUUACGAGCACCGUCGGUUAUACUAGAAGAGAUGCGUAUGUCCAAAUCUAUAUUUUGGAUCGACGCCACCGUCCUACUCGCCUGGUUCGUAGUUAUUCGGUUCAUGGUAUAUGUGUCGUUAAAAAGAAGGCUUUCGAAGAUAUGCUGAUAUCACGCGCUAUUUAAAGCGAGUAUUACAUUCGUAUUGAAAACGUGAUGCAAUCUACCGAGAUUCAUCCGGCUUCCGUGAGCAAAACGCUGCUUUCGAGGAUCACUGAAGAGGCACCGGAGAGGUUGUGACAUACUGCAAGGACAUGUUCGCAGAAUAUGUUAGGCGAAAUUUGCAUAAUAUCUGUAUGGCUGUGACAGCAUAGUGUGCUUAUUGAUUUAUAAUAAGACCUUUCCGCCAAGGCUCUUUUCGCAAAGGUAGAAGUUAGCGAUAGUUUCCAAGUACACAGUACGCUUAUCUCUUCGUAGUAAGAUUUUAUCGUAAUCUCAAAGAAAGACAGAGUGAUAGUUUAUAUGUAAAGUCAAGACGUCGGCAGCAACGAAAGAAGUGCUUACGCAACUUGUAUACAGCAGGAAGUAAAAGUAACGCUUGUAAUUGAGUCGAUUUUUCCAACUUGAUCUGAUACAAACCAGCGGGAUAAGAUGCGGAUUAUGGUGUACGGCUGUAGAAAGUGCACUGUGUGACAUUGUGGACGCCUAGUACGCGACGAUACUUUCACGCUCGUCCUCGAUGAGGCACGUGCUGGGACGAUGAUGGACACGGUGCAAUGUAUUUCGCGCGGCUAUAAUUAAAUAUGCAUGAACAUUCAAUUCCGCUUUAAUAAUUUAUAACAAAUCCGUGCUCGACGAGGCACUUACUGAAAUGUGGUAUCUCACGCAGUUUAAUAAUUGAAGAUUUAUAUUUUUCUUGAGCCAUUAAUCGUUUUUUUGUUAAGUGGGUUAUUAUCAGAUCAAAUUAUCAAUGCCGCCAAAAUUGACGCAGCAGCUUGAGAAAAUAUAGUUUAGUCAAUUUUAUUCAUUUACAAAUGUGUGUGCUAAAUUUUCUCACAUUUGUCGACAUAUAUAUAUCACCGUUAUAUAAAAGUAAUCGUUCCCUGCACUUGUAAGUUUCCUUCCAAUUUACUAAUAUGGUAAUCAGUGACUUAUGCGCGUAAUAUUUAUAGCUAUACAGUUCUACUUAAGAAUGUGCACAAAACUCUUUCUAAAAGAUAAUAAAUCAGCAGACAAGUAUUUUCCAUUGAAUUAAUUAUUAAUAACGGACAUCAUGUGAUGACAAAAAUUUAGUCUUCGUCGAUGAAGAAACUAUAUACUCAAAUAAUAUAUUUAUUGUAUUAUUUCGAUGUUAAGGAUAUUUAUUGCAACAACUAACAUCGACGAAGGACUAUUAACAAUAUAUUAAAAAUUUAAUAUUGUAUCUCUUUCGAAUAAAUUAUCCGAUUUUAUGUGAUAAAAAUGUUUCUCCUAAGCCCACUCCAUUAAAAAUAAUUAUGCAACGCAAUGUGUAUUUAGCUUUCCCAUGUAUGGAGAAAGAACCGAAUUAAAAGUGAUAAAACAGCGAAAAGAUAUUUCGCGAGUUAGAUAAUGUAAAGAUAAUGUAGUCGGGUCUUAGGUCAAAAACCACUGAACGCAUGGAAUUCGCAAUAAGAUUGCUUAACCGAUGCUAACCACGUGUUUCACAUUAGGCUGAGAGCUGCGAUGAACCGCUAAUAUCGCGGUCGUGCAAACGUAAUUUCGUAAUAAUAUUAUAUAAGACUGUAUAUACGCAAUAAGAGUUGAGAAAUGGUCAAAUUAAUAGCCUUUCACCAUCGAGUGGAAUUACCCACAGUAAUGAAUUCCUCGGCAAUGAUCGGGAGAAAUAAUAUUGUUAUUCGAUCUCGCAGAUUAAAUUAAUAAGUUUAUUUCCGCUACGAUUCUCUUCGGGGAAGAGGCGAUCGGUGACUUAUCAAAAGUGCAGCACGAUGAUCUUGUCUUGUAUGUAACAUGAGGUACGAGAAAUAUAAACUUCAAAAUACGGACUACAAAUGCUUGCAUGUACUGCAAUAGCUCGUAUAGUUUUGCGGCGUAUCAAUUAAAAAUGAGCAAGUACAGUACCGUGGCGUGCUGUACUUGUUAAAAGUCUAAAAGUAUCUACAUACUGUGUAUACAUAUAGCUAAUCAUUAUUUUGCGUAUAAUGAAAUACAAUUGAAACUUAAAUCAGUAUGCGUAUCAUAGGAGCAAAACGUAAAACGUAAUGUAAAUAUUAUCUAAAAUACUGAGAGUAUAAUAUACAAAUAAAAUAACGAGUGAGAAAGAAAAAAAAGGGGCAAAUAAUGGCAAAUGUGGCGCGUCUAUUAAAAUUAUAUUAGAGAAAAAGAAAGAAACGUUUAACGGAUCGCUCGGGGAUCCACGUCAGGCGACACUGUGAUUAUGGAAAAAAUGGCACAUUUAUUAUAUUAGUGAUAGUAAUAUUACUAAUGAUAUAAUUACAUAUUUUUUUUCUUUCUCAAUCGAUACACUUGUUCACUCUCUCAUAUUCUUUCUCUCCCUCUCUUGCACUCUUCCGUUUAUUCUAUUUUCCUUUCUCUCUCUCCCUCUCUCUCUCUCUGUUUUACUCAGUUUAGAUAUUUAUAUUCAUCUCGUACUUCAUUAAUAUUAAUAAUCGCAUUCUUCUUAAUCGCAUGUAGGGUCGAAGAGAUCGGUUUCAACAUCCUCCAGGCCCAUUCACACAAACUACCUACAACCCACUUACGCAUUAAUCUUUUUUUAUUACAUAUUAUACAAUAUUAUAUAUCUAAUAUAGUUACACUCUUAUAUGAUAUGAUAAUUAUCGAUUCGCAGUUGUACCAAUAAAACUGAACCCUUACACGCAAUUAGAUAGUUCCUUAUGUUCCGCAACAAAUAGUUCCCUCUUCUCGACAUUCUCAUUGAUAUUUGCCGCUUAACAGUAACCAUAAAUUGAAAUUAGAGUUUACGACUCAUACCGAACGAAAGUGUGGUGCCCCGUAUUCUCGAUAGGCGCGUACUUGAAAAUAACGUCAUUGUUAAGAGUAUAAUUAUUUCGUUUCAUGUACAAAGGUCUGUGUGAAGGGGCCACAUACGGCCGACAAUUUCGACUUCGACCCCCCUGUGUAGACCUCUUCGCUCUCCAGCUUCAUUUUGACUAUCUACGACUAUCGACACGUGUCUAGCUUAGACUGGCUUAUGAGCUAUUUAUUGUCGUUAUUAUUUUACAUGAUUACCUUCGCGAAUACAGAUGUGUGAUCGUGUAUUUUAUUACGUGUCUGUGAGCGGCUCUUUUUGCAAUUUAUCGCAAUGUACAUUUAUCGUUACGUUCUCUCUUCCUCUUUUUCGCUCUCCCUCCUUUUCUUUUUGUUAAAUAUAAUUUUAUGAAGCGUCGCCGAAGCAACGGGGCGUGAUUAAUGAUUAUUAAUUAAACGUGGAGCGAGGUUGUGCGAGUUCUUGCCGAUCAGAUUGCCUAUAGUCUACAGAUCCUGAUCGAGAACGAAAGUGAUUUUAUGAUAGGUCUACGAACUAGUGAAAAUAUGUAAGUUUAUAGCUUAUAAAAAUCAGUAUUGGAAUAAUCUUUUCAAUUCUUCUCGUGUCUUGUGUUAUUGGUUGAUUUGGAAAAUAAAAUAUUUUAAAAUA